This is a messenger RNA of Fusarium verticillioides 7600, 1665 nucleotides long. RefSeq lists its product as hypothetical. NCBI's taxonomy places the organism in Eukaryota, Fungi, Ascomycota, Sordariomycetes, Hypocreales, Nectriaceae. The transcript is spliced from 2 exons. The record is from RefSeq and is a predicted model, not a curated record. Bases 1 to 1665 code for a protein of 554 amino acids. Gene Ontology annotation, molecular function: protein binding.
AUGGCACAUAAUUCAGAUAGACUAGCUUGGGAUUCUCUCGCCUCAAUGCUUGAGCUGCGACGCACCAACCCUUGCCAGCACGACGCCUACAACCUUCACGCUCUAAUACAGCCAAGCAGUAGAGGAAAACUUGCCAACUUUGUUGAUAUCUUUGCUCAGAGUAUCGCUGAAGAUGCAGCUCAACAGCGGAAGCAAUAUCCACAGGAGUAUGAAGUCCCUGGCGGGAACGAAGUCAUCAUUUCAGAUGAAGCGACAACCAAGAUUGAAUCGACGGUUAGGCGUUGGCAUCCAGAAUCCUAUUGGCCUGAUGACGACGGCGAAGUUGACCCCGAGACUUUCAAACAGCCGACGAGUAAAGAGUUGUGUCCUCACACAAAUGAAUCUGAUAUCUGUGGCUGUGUCUUACCUUAUAAAGAGCGCAUGAUGUCUGCGUUCCAACGUCCUCAAGUUCAGAACGACUGUUUCAAGUUCGAUACAGAGAACCUGGAAUCAUUCCGCAAUCUCAAAGUCGUCCAGAGUUUGAUUCUUCAUGGAGAAAUGGACCCCGUACUUCGCUCAUGCGCAUACGAAGAGUGUCAGCUGGCGAAAUGGUGGGAGCAUAGAGAAUGCUACUGCACGCAGCAAACCUUUGGAUGGAGAAGUAUAUGCCAGCACGCGAUCAGGAUGUACAUUAUACUCAAUGUCCUGCACCAAUUCCCCGAAAUAUGGGACAUCGACGGAUCUCGAAUCGAGAAUUAUCGCAACUUGGCAGUAUACCAGCAGGCGGUACGAUCGAGCACGGUUACUGGGGACGGAAACGGGUCCAGGGACGAGAUUGCCAAGUUCUCACAUCGGGACUUUCUUGGUAUCGAGGAGGAUCAAUUUUCGUGGAUUCCGGAGCCCCAUGAUGUCCCUCGUUGGAAACAUAUUAUGAGUUUUGACACAAAUGGUUUUGAAAUGUACCAGAAGGGCUUAGACGCCUUUAGUGAACCUUGGUCGAGUGAUAGCGAUGAUUCGGACGAUGAUUCUGACGACGCUUCCAGCAUCAAGUCAGGAAACAACUCCAGUGCAGACAACGAAGAUGAUUCCAGCGAUGGGAUUGAAGAGAAAGACUCAGAAGAGGUUGAGAAUAUGUUUUAUGAGCUGGAGUUCAACCCAUUAGGUCUCAUGUCAUACGACGAGUUCCUCAACUUCGAAAAGCUCAUGGGCUAUCAGCCUAGCCAAACAGAUAUAUCCCACGUCAGAUGGAUGCUAUGUCAGCAAGGCCUACCAGUCGAGAUAUCAGAUUGUGUUCUCGAAUAUGCCGACUACGCCCCGAAAGUCCUCUCUUUAAUAACCCGCGAUAACGACAAGACUGAACGACUCAUUCUCGCAUCCUGGGCCCUCACCAUGGAUUUUCUUCCAGAUGAAACAUUGCACAAAAUAUUUGUCGAACUAGAGGACCAAAUGCCUCUAGAUAAAUGGCAUUUGUAUGGAGCUCGACUGGAUCAUCGGGGCUCAGCCGCACUCGGCAACCUCUGCCUGGUCUGUCGCCAAUUCCGAAGCAUCGCACAACCUUUGCUGUACCGUACCAUCGUCAUUGAAGGCCGCAGACGCGCAAAGAACAUCGGUGCUCUUCUUCUCAGAACAUUCGUCGAGAAUUCGCAGCUCGCAGAGCAAGUUCGCGCCGUCUCUCAGACCGGCUGA